AUGGAAGCAGCAAAUUGGCGUUCGCGUCGGUCCCCCAUCCUCGAGAAGGGUGGCAAUGCUGCCGACGCUGCCGUGGCCGUUGCCGCUGCGCUCAAUGUGACCGAGCCCACGAGCACGGGCAUUGGUGGUGACUGCUUCUGUCUGUUCUUCAACGCCGAGACGGGCGAGGUGCGCGGACUCAACGGCAGCGGUCGCUGCCCCGCGGCCCAGUCGGUCGCCAAGCUCAAGGAGCUGGGUGUCGUGCAAGAGGGCGCCAAGCAUCUGCCCCGAUACUCGCCCCACACCGUCACCGUGCCCGGCGCUGCCGCCGGGUGGAUCGACACGGUGGAGACCUUCGGCAGCGGGCGCCUCACGCUGGCCGACAUCCUGCAGCCGGCGAUCGACAUGGCCGAUCGCGGUUUCCCCGUCUCGCCCAUCACCGCUUACCAUUGGGCCAAGGGCGUUGGCCAGCUCAGGAACGGGCCGCAUGCUGAUGAAAUGCUGCUGCAUGGACGCGCGCCGGAGGCGGGCGAGGUGAUGCGCAUGCCCAACCUGGCCAACACGUUUCGCGAGCUGGCCAAGCAUGGCAAGAAGGGCUUCUACGAGGGCCGCAUCGCCGAGGAGAUCGUACAGGUGCUGAGCGGCCUUGGCAGUCUCCUCACCCUGGACGACCUCAAGAACCACCGCUCCACCAUGGACAAGCCCAUUUCGGUCAACUACAAGGGAGUGAACGUGUACGAGAUCCCGCCCAAUGGCCAGGGCAUCACGGCCCUGAUGGCCCUCAACAUGCUCAAGCAACUCGAGGAGCACACCAUCCCGGACAAGCUCGAGCACAACUCGGCCGAGUACCUGCACACGCUCAUCGAGUGCGUGCGGAUCGCCUUCGCCGACACGCGGUACUACGUGGCGGACCCGUCGCGCGUGCACGUGCCCAUUGAAGAGCUGCUGUCGGACCGCUACGCCAAGGCGCGGCUCGAGCAGUACUUCAAGCCGGACAAGGCCGCCGUCGACGUCGAGAAGGGCUCGCCCGCUUCGUCCUCUUGUACCGUCUACUUCUCGGUGGUCGACGAGCAGGGCAACGCCUGCAGCUUCAUCAACUCCAACUACGUGGGAUUCGGCAGCGGGAUCAUCCCCAAGGGGUGCGGCUUUACGCUUCAGAACCGCGGGGCCAACUUUACACUGGAGGAGGGCUCGCCGAACAUGCUGGAGGGCAACAAGAGGCCGUACCACACCAUUAUCCCCGGCAUGGCCACGCACCAGGUGAAUGGCAAGGUCGAGCUCUAUUGCUCCUUCGGUGUGAUGGGCGGGUUCAUGCAGCCGCAGGGCCAUGUGCAAGUGCUGCUGAACAUGAUCGACUACAAGAUGAACCCGCAGCAGGCGGUGGACGCGCCCCGCUUCUGCAUCGAGGACGGCACGUCCAACGGCACAGUGUCCAUCGAGGAGGGCGUGCCCGAGGCGGUCGUGCAGCAGCUGGCUGACAUGGGCCACCGGGUGGUGAUCGUGCGGGACCACGACCGGGCCACGUUCGGCCGCGGGCAGAUCAUCUGGCGCCACCCCGUCACGGGCGUCUUCUGGGCCGGCUCCGACCCUCGCGCUGACGGCAUGGCCAUCGCCCGCUCGUGA
Acanthamoeba castellanii str. Neff is the source of this 1602-nucleotide messenger RNA. Its product is annotated as gammaglutamyltranspeptidase. The coding region runs from base 1 to 1602 and encodes 533 amino acids. The transcript is spliced from 9 exons. The record is from RefSeq and is a predicted model, not a curated record. NCBI's taxonomy places the organism in Eukaryota, Discosea, Longamoebia, Acanthamoebidae.